AUGAUAAGGAAAAGGCUACAAUAUUUAAAGAAAGAUUAUUUAAAAUAUCAAUAUAGAAAUAUUAUAUCAUCAAGUAUUAAAAAGAGAAAACAGAAUUAUAAAGGAGAAAGUUUAAAUUUAUAUGUAGCUUUCAAUUAUAAUAUAAAUUUGUGUCAUGAACGAUUUGACAAGAAUAUUUAUUUGUAUGAUGUGAACUCUACCAUUUUUAAACUUUCCAAAUAUAUCCAUAAAUUCAAGAAAUAUAUAAAAAAUCAAACAACCAAAAAGAAGGGAUAUGAAAAGAAUGAUAAAUACAAUUAUAAAAUAGAACAAUUAUUUAUGUGUUAUAUUUCACUUCAUAACAAUAUUAAUAGAUAUAUAUUUUUAAGAUUAACAAGAGAUGUUUUAAAUUUCCCACCUUUAAAAGAAAAAAUAAUUAAUGACAAAAAAUAUUAUGAAUAUCUUUUAUAUGAAAUAAUAAAAUGUGGACAAGAAAAUAAAGUUGAUAAAAUACAUUUUUAUGAAUAUGUAAUAAAAAUCAUUUCAAGUUUCUUAUUGAAUUCUACUUUAUUUUUCAAUGAACUUUUUGAAAGGGAAUUUUUUUUAGAUUUCUUAAAUUUAAUUAAAAAAGAAGAUAUUAAUAAUUAUAUCAAUAAUUUUACAUAUCUGCUUUCAUGUAUUUCAUUAUAUAAAAGAACACUGAAGAAAAAUAAUACUUUUCAUAACAAUAAGGAUAUAAUAUUAUCAUCUAAGUUUUUAUCUGAAAAUAAUUCAAAUAUAUUGAUAGAAAAAAAGAAGAUGGAACUAUUACUAGAUAGCUUACAUAUUAUAUUACAAAUUUUUGAUAAAAUACAAAAUUACCAUUAUUUUAAACAAAUAGAUAUAUGUAAUAUAUUUGAUUUUUUAAAUGAAUUUAAAUCAUUUCAUAAAAUAAAAAUAUGUAUUCUUAUAAAUAUUCAUAAAUAUUUGAUUCCCUCAAGUGACAUGAAACACUUGUGUUUAUUAUUGUAUUUAAUAACCUCAAAUAAGAAUAAUAAUAAUAAUAAAAAUAAUAGAAAUAUAUGUAAUGAGUAUAUACAACAAAACGCCUACAAAUACAUAUACAAUAUUAUUUUUCUAAGAAGAAAUGAACUAUAUGAUAUUAAAAAUUGGAACCUCUUUUUAUUAAGCUUAAUAAAAUAUAAAAAAAAUGAACGCACCAAUAAAAUUAUGAGAAAGGGCAAAAUCAAAAAUGUAAAAAUGAUAAAAAUAAAUGAAAAAAUAAAUGAUAAAAUAAAUGAAAAAAAAAAUGGACACAUAAAUGAAAAAAUAAAUGAUAAAAUAAAUGAUAAAAUAAAUGAUAAAAUAAAUGAUAAAAUAAAUGAAAAAAUAUAUGAAAAAAUAAAUAGGCACACAAAUAAAAUAAGUCUUGUUUUAAUUAAUGGUGAAACAAAUAAAACUACAAAUAUGUCUUCAAGAUCACCAAAAAAAAGAAAUUAUAUAAAAUACAAUAAAAAGUUUGAAUUGUGCUUAAAUGUUAAAAAUAGUUAUAUGAAUAAAAAAAAAAAGUACAAAGAGAGAAUUUUAUAUUUUUCAAUCAAGAAUUAUUUUAUGCAAUUAAUAGAGCAAGAAAAAAAAAAAAUAAUAAAUCCUAAAUAUAUAAAAACAUUUUAUGAAUAUUUUUCUUUUUAUCAUAUAAAAAAAAAUUGUAUAAGAAAAAAAAAUUAUAUAUCACCACUAGUUUUAAUUCAAAAUUAUGAAAGUGAAAAAGAAAAACAAAAAAAAAAAAAGAAUAAUAUAUGUUAG
Plasmodium falciparum 3D7 is the source of this 1764-nucleotide messenger RNA. RefSeq lists its product as uncharacterized. Lineage: Eukaryota; Apicomplexa; Aconoidasida; Haemosporida; Plasmodiidae. The record is from RefSeq and is a predicted model, not a curated record.